This is a messenger RNA of Phasianus colchicus (ring-necked pheasant), 8737 nucleotides long. NCBI's taxonomy places the organism in Eukaryota, Metazoa, Chordata, Aves, Galliformes, Phasianidae. The record is from RefSeq and is a predicted model, not a curated record.
UCUUGUCACAGAGAGAACCGUUCCCUUAAAUGCAGCUGCAGUACUUUGGUGUGAUACCUGUCAGAAUCAUUCACGGUGCGAGCUUGGGUUUGUAACCAUGAUGCCAAGACUGGUCCUUCUCCUUUUCUGUGGAUAUAUUGCAGUAAACGUGGGAAGUGCUCAGAAAUUGCCCAGAGUGAAAAGACAGAGUCUGAAAGUUCAGAUCAAUGCAACAGAUGACACUGUUUGCAUGAGGUAUCUUCGACCAAGCCAAAACACCAAACUUGAAGGUUUUGUCCUGGGUUAUGGAAGCAGCUUCUUCUCUAAUCAGUACAUUCCUUUACCUUCGGAUGGAAGCACUUACAUAAAUGAACUUGAUGCAGAGCCACGGUAUUUGGUUUCAGUGAGACCAGCACGUGUUUCAAAUAACAAGAAAUCUUGUUCAGGUCGGAACAAGAAUCAAAAGCCUCUGCAGCUGGUAGUUGGCACUCUCACCCCAACUUCUGUGUUCCUCUCUUGGGGCAUCCUAGUCAACCCUCAGCAUGACUGGACAGCAACAAGUAACUGUGCUAGCGACAGGUUCUACACUGUUCGCUACAGAGAAAAGGAUAAAGACAAGAAAUGGGUUUUUCAGCUUUGCCCAGUUACAGAAACGGUGGUGGACAAUCUGAAGCCAAACACACUUUAUGAAUUUGGAGUUAAAGACAACAUGGAGGAUAGCGUCUGGAGCAAGACUUCCAAUCAUAAGACAGUUCUGUCUAAUAAAAAAGUAAAUGGACAACUCCAGAAUAUGUACAAAUUGGUACCUAGUACCCAGUCACAGCUAACGCUAAGAGAUAAUAAGAAGUUGGUCCCUGUUACAAUAAUCAAACAAGUUAUUCAGAAUCGGACACAGCCAAAAACUUCAGAUAGUUCUUCUCUGCCAGGAGCAAUUCUAGUGCAUCUUAUUGUUCCAGGUCUCAAUGAAACUCAGCAAAAACUUCUUCCUCCUCUGUCAAUAGAUGACAUAACUCAAGUAUCCAGAAAAAAACUGGGUAAGAAUGAAACUCAAGUAUGGCCUGCUGAAUCCAAAACACCAGAAGUUCAAGAAAUCUCACCUCAGUCCCUCCCAGCUCAGGCUGAGAAAAAACAUGGACCUAAGGAAUUUAAAUCAACGCCUAAACCUGAAAUGCAAACUCAAAACAUAUUGGCUUCUAAUGAAAUACAUCCACUUCCUUCUGGAACCAGAAUCUUUGAUGCUCCAAAAAGUCCAUUGACAGAACUUGCUACUCAGAGUCCAACCUUGAAAUCUGUAUCUCUACCUUCAGCAGAUACCAGAGAGAUGGAGAUAGCUUUUGAUGAAACGCAGCCUAUUUCAUCAAGAUCCAAAACAUCUGGUACCACAGAAGUGCAACCCACAAAGUCUGCUUCCCAUGGCUUUCUUCAUAUUACUUCUACUCCUCAAACUUUUACAGCUUCAGAAAUGACAGAUGCUGCUGAAUAUACUGCUGAUUUGGAGAUAACCAUGCCUGUAAUUACCACAGAACGGCAUUUGUUAGAAACAGCACUGGGUAAAAUUGAUGCGUUGACUUGCUUUAGUUUUAACGUCUUACUUUCCAUUUUUAUCCUUACUGCUGUUUUUGGAACAUUUCCCUUGCUUUACCCUUGGACGACAGGGUUGCAUCAUGUGGGGGGAACUACCCGGAGACCGAGGCUGAAAUCCACCACUCCUUCCUCCCUGACGACCCAGCAAACUGUGAUUGAUUUUCUUUCAGCAUUUGAUCGCAAGCAGCCUGUUUCUCCAAUACAUGAAACAUCUACCAUCCAAGAAAUGCUGUCAUCUGUACCUGCUUUCCCAGGAUCAGACCUGGAUUCAACCUCUUUUCCUUCUCUGGAAACUACAAGAACUGUAAUGGCUUUCAAUGAUAUCCAGCCUGUUCUUUCAAGCCCUCUGACACCUAGUUAUCCUGUUUUAGCAGAUACUGAACCAGCAACAAGUGAAUCCAUUCUGGAAUCUUUCACACCUAAAACUUCUCGUCCUUUUCAGUGGCCAAGGGUAACAUUAGCUCCUAAAGAAAUACCACUUACUCCUAAACUGAAACCGUCUGCUACCCCAGGAGUACAGCAUGUGGUAACUGCUUCAAAACCCCCACUUCCAGAGCCUAAAACUUCUCAGACUGUUGAACAGCAAAAAGCAACCUUAGCUCCCAAAGAAGCAAAACUCACACCUUCUGCAUCUAAACCUAGACCACCUGGCAGACCCAGAAAGCCACAAAUUAAACCUGUGGUGGAAUCUAUUACACUUAGAGUUGAGCCACCAAGGUCAACAAUAGCUCCAAGGGAGAUUCCUCGUAUUCCUUCUAAACCUAAACCUUCACCCAAACCUCAUAUUCCACAGGCUGAAGAUGUCCUGGAAUCUGUAACAUUUAGAACUGAUCAACCAAAGCCAACAAUAGUUCCAAAAGAAUCACAUCGUAUUCCUUCCAGACCUAGGAUACCACCAAGCUCAGAGGUGCCACAGACCAAGCCUGCUCUGGAACCAAUUACGUUUAGAACUGAAAAACCAAAGUCAACAUCAGUUCCUAGAGAGACACGUUAUGGGCCUUCCAAACCCAAAACAUCUCCCAGUCCACGUGUUCCUCCAACCAGAGCAAGUCCAAAAGAAAGUCGACGAGUUACUUCCAAGCCCAGAACAUCACCAAGUCCAGAUUUACCACACACAAAACCUGCUCCUAAAGAAACACAACAAACUACCUUUAAACCUAAACCAGCUCCCAUUCCAGAUGCUUCACAACGCAAACCUGGAAUCAUUCCACCCUUCCGUGAACCUGAUUCUGCUAUGAUUCCUCAAAUGCCUGAAAGAAUAAAACCAACACUGGCUGCAACUGAAAAACAAUUCAUUCAUACCAAACAAAAAACAUCUGAAAAACCAAGAGUGCCACACACCAGACCUGCAGUACAUCAAACAACCCCACAACCAAUUAUCACAAAAACUUCCACCACCACUGAGCAGUCAAGGGCAACAAUGGCUCCAAAAGAAACAAUGCUCCUUCCUUUCAAACCUAAAUCACCUGUUGAGACAGAAGUACCACAGAGUAAACCUGCUCCAAAGACAACACACCUGGGAUCAAUUAACCUUAUAACAGUUCAUGUUGUUGAUGGGUCCAAAAUGACUUUGGUUCCCAAUGAAACGUAUCAGAUUUCACCCAAACCCAAAAGUGCUCUCACAACUGAAAUUCCAUGGUUGUAUACAGCAGGACAUAAAACACGUCUCACUUCUUUAAGACCAAGGCCAUCUGAUAAAUCACAGGCCAGACCUGCUCUGAGUAAAACCACAGUAGCACCAACUAGAACUAAAGCACCUGGGUUGCCAAAGUGGAUUGUGCCAACAACAGAUGACAUAUAUACACCUGAGGAUAUUGCCAGACAUAUUGGCAUGGAUGUAAAAAAGCCUUUGGAAUACAUUGACACCUGGGAGAAGCCAUUCUCUGUAACUACAUCACCUAGACCUCAGCAUCCUCCUAUACCUCCUGUCAAGCCUACACCUAUGCGAAGGAAGCCUCUGCCUCCAAACACUGUGACGGGUAAACCAGGCAUUCCAGCUAAAGCAGCUGGACCAACAAUGCCCGUGAAGACAGGAGUGCCAUAUAAGACACCAACAGCUUUUGCAACUCCAGAGUAUUAUGUUGAUGCAACUGUCUUCAGUUCAAGCCCUACAUCAGAAACAGAUUCUUCAGGCAAACCAAGGUACCUAGCACCCCAUGUCAAGUAUAUGAAGAAAGACGAUGAUGUGCCUUGCUCUAUCACAAGCUCUCUUGAACAUUUCCCUCAAGAAGAGGCUGGCAUCAAAGAAGAACCUACUCGUCCUCCACAGAAUCCUCCAACCAACCUCACAGUUGUGACUGUUGAGGGCUGUCCAACUUUCGUCAUAUUGGACUGGGAAAAACCAGACAAUGAUACUGUUACUGAGUAUGAGGUUGUGUCAACUGAAAAUGGAGCGACUGAUGGUGAAAAGGAGAAGUCAAUUAUCACUACAAAUCAAACUCAUUCUACUGUGGAAAACCUAAAACCUGACACAAGUUACGAAUUCCAUGUGAAACCUAGGAACCCCCUUGGUGAAGGUCCGAGUAGCAAUGUUGUGGCUUUCAGUACUGAAUCAGCGGACCCAAGAGUGAGUGAACCUAUUUCAAUGGGAAAGGAUGCUAUCUGGACUGAAAUCCCAUUCAAUUCUGACACUUACUCAGAAUGCAAAGGGAAACAAUAUGUGAAAAGGACCUGGUAUAAGAAGUUUGUAGGUGUGCAGCUGUGUAAUUCUUUAAGAUACAAGAUAUACCUCAGCGAUUCACUUACAGGAAAAUUCUAUAACAUAGGAGACCAGAGGGGCCAUGGAGAAGAUCACUGCCAAUUUGUAGACUCGUUCUUAGAUGGAAGGACGGGACAGCAAGACGAUCUACCAGUCAAAGACGGAUUUUUCAGGGCAGUUCGUCAGGAACCUGUCAAGUUUGGAAAAAUAGGUGGGGAGACUCACAUCAACUACGUGCGCUGGUACGAGUGCGGAACAUCAAUUCCUGGGAAAUGGUAGAUGUCAUGGGGACCUGGUGAAGAGACCCAGCACCAAGCACCCUUGCGAAUGCCCCAAGCAAGCUCAAAGAUGGGAAUGUAUGGUAUGCCUGUCACUUACACAAGUUUGCUGGCGUGUAAGAUUUAUGCAAGUCUAAUGCCAAUACUGCAUUAAUUGUGUAAUAGCGUAGGCUGCUUACUGUAGUUAUCCAGUUUUACAAAUUUGUCUUUAGAUUGAAAAAAAAAAACACAGGCUAGGGACAUGGUGUAGGAUAAUGUAUAGGGAAGCUGGCUCCCUAUUCUUGAGGUAUGGUUUCUAAGGUAUUUUAAGAGAUACGGUGUGUAUAUUAUUUAUCACUAUGUUGUAAUAAAUGUUUAAGGCACAGUUAUGAUAAAGUUGGUCAUGGAAUGCAGUAUGUGUUAGUUUUUAAAUAUUCACUGGUCUUGUAACGUAAGUGCCAUAAGCUAUCUGCCCAGGUAAAUCUGCCGUGUUUCCCCCAUCAUAAAUUAUAGAAAAGUCCCCACAGGUUUUAAUAACCAGGAAACUUGAAGUGCUUUCUCCUUACACGUACGAACAGCCCAUACUCCUGCCCGAACACUGAGUUUUAUUGUGUGUGAAUCUUUGAAUGAUAGUUUGUGUUUUUUCCAUAUUUGUUUCCAACUGCAAGUUUCACCUCCAGCAAAACCUUCAGUAUGGUCAGCCCGUGGCUAUGGAGCUAGAAGUGCUGCAGUGAGUGAGGCAGUGGUUUUUGUUCCUCUAAUGAAAGCAGGCAGGUACACGUGUAUGUGGAGAAACAUGAAACUGGUCUCCGUUGCUGUGGCGUACCAUAAAAGUGCUGUUUUCAAAGACUGAGUGGUUCAGAAAUGAGAUGUAUGUACGCUGCAGGAGGGUUUGGGACAAUAAGUGAAAUGGGAAAAAUAAGCGGUCAUAAUGGCGUCAUCAGUCAGAUUUGGUUUAUUAAGAAUGAAUGCUUUAAAACAUUGCUCAUGGGGGAAAAAGGGGAAAUAGUGAUAACUGAACUUUUAAAACUGCUUUACGGCAAUUAAAACCUCUCCCAAAGCUACUUGUUGUACUGCUUGAACAUUUAUGAACUAAAUAAAGAGAUGUAGGUUUUUUUUUAAAAAAAAAGGUGUUAUUCAUUACAUUACUGAUGUAUUGAAAAAUAUGAACAGGACACCCAGAUAUAUAUAUAGUAGAAAUAGUCAUUUAUAGAAAAUGCCUUAUAAAGUACAUUGCAGGUACACUGUACUCCUAAUAAAAUAUUUUUUAAUCAAGCGUUUCUCCUAUUGUUUUACAUGCAAGCAAGUGCUAGUUUCUGUGCCAAUGGCUGUGGCAGAAGGGGGUCCUGUGGAAGAGGCCCCUGUUGAAUAGCUGGGUGACCACCUGAUGUGUUAGGGCUGAGGAGCAAGCAGCAGCACUGACAUUCCACGGCUUCCUGAUGUAUGUGUGCCUGAUUAGGAGAGCAGUGACACUUAGGGAUGUGGAACGUAGAAAUUUUUUCAGCUCCUGCUUUAUUUCCUAAUUUGUCUUGAUGAGAGUUCAAGCAACGUGCUGCUCCAUUUCGUGGCUUUAUUCCCUCCUCUCAGUUUUAUGUAUUCCUAGAAUCCAUAAGACGGAAAAUAUUAACUAAGAGAAUGUUUUGCCCUUUGCUGUUUAUAUGGUUUAUUGAAUUCUUUUACAGAUUUCAAUCUGCUUUUUCUUGGCUCAGCACUGAGUCACUGGGAUCACACUCAGAUUUUUCAGGGUGGCAAAGGACCAGUCUUAAGUUGUUCCCCUUUAACAAUUCUUUAUUAAAAUAUGGCUUCAUCUUUUAAGUAAUGAACGCGUUCUCCUUCUCCCCUUGUUUAAGUAUUUUUAAUUAUUUAAGGGGUUAGUUCUAAGAUUCUAUAUGUUAGCUUUAGCUGUAUUUGGGAAAAGUUACCUGACAAUUAGCAACAGCAGACAGUGCAAAACCAUCUGUAUGCAUGGUGGCUGCAAGAGCUUUACAAUGGGUUUGAAAGGGAAGAUAACAAGGAGUGGAACAGCACAGCUGAGUUACAGGGACAAGGUGCUUGUGGGGGGCCUAACCCUGCCGCACACUUGAAACCUUAUGAUGAUGAAGGCAAUAGGAAAACUAAUGGUAAAUACUUCAUAGGAAUUAAGGAUUUAUCCUCCAGGAAGAUGACAAGACCAGCUGCCCAUCUGAAGUGUCUCGACACCAACACACACAGCUUGGGAAAUAAAGAGGAGGAGUUGGAAGCCACCGUGCUACUGUAAAAACCAUGACAUAGUUGCUGUCACCAAAACCCAGUGGGAUGAUUCUCAUGUCUGAUGGCUAAAAGCUGCUGAGAAGGAACUGAUGAGGAAAUAUGGGAGAAAGUGCUGCCCUCUACAUCAAUGGAGGAAUAGUGUGUGAACAGCUGUCCCUUACGAAUGACCACAAGCAAGUGGAAAGCCUGUGGGUGACAGUUAGAGACAGAAGUAACAAACGGAGACUUGUGGUUUGGGGGUUCUUACCUGAUUAAGGGGAGCCUGGUGGUGAAGCAUUCCUCCUCCAGCUACAGGAGGCAUCAUGUUUGCAGGCUGCCACCCUGUUGGGAGACUGCAACCACCCUGACCUCUGCUGGGAACGUAGCACAGUGAGCUGUGAGUGAUCCACAAUGCUCCUGGAAUGUAUCAAGGAUAACUUCCUGAGCAGGGUAAUAGCCCAACCAGGGGGGAUGCAAUGCUGGACCUGCUACUCACCAACAUGAAUGAACUGACUGGUGACAUCAGGACUGAAGGCUGCAGGGGCUGUAGUGACCAUACAAUGGUGGAGUUCACACUCUUAAGGGAUAUUGGACAGGCAAAGGGUAAAAUCAGGAAGCAUGAUUUUAGGAAAGCCAAAUUCCAGCUCUUCAGGUAAUUAGUCAACAAAACCCUCUGGGAAUCCAUCAAGGACAAGGGAGUAGAGCAGAACCGGCAGAAUCUUAAAGAAAUUUUCCUUGGUGCACAAGAGUUCUCCCUCCCCAAGUGUAAGAAGUCAGGAAAGGAAGGCAAAAGAAUGGCAUGUCUGAACCAGGACCUGCUGGACAAACUGAAGAGCAAGAAGAAAAUGUACAGGCAGUCCACAGGUACCCUGGGUGGAGAGUAGAGGUGCUGCUGGGCUGUGUAGGGAUGGGGUCAGGAAAGACAAAACCCAAAUGGAACUGGACUUGGCAAGGGGCACAAAGAAAGGCUUCUGCAGGUACAUCAAGUGGAAAAGGAUAUCCAGGAGUAUGAACCCUCCUAGUGACACAUAGAGGCAGGCUGGUGACAACAGACAAGGAGAAGGCUGAAGUAUUCAAGAUCUUUUUUUGCCUCAGCCUUCACUGGCACCUGCUCUACACCCAGCCUUGGAGCAGAUGGUUUAGAAGUUGGGAUCUUGGGGAGCAAUCCCCUUCCCGCUGUAAGCAAAGAUCAGGUUUUUGACCACCUGUGUUAUCUGAAUGUCACUAAGUUUAUGGGUACCAAUGAGAUGCAUUCCAGAGUCCUAAGGGAAUUGACUGACAAAGUCACCAAGCCACUCUCAAUGAUAUUUGAAAAGUCAUGGUGGUCAGGUGAAGUUCCUGCUAACUGGAAAAAUGGUAACAUUGCAUCCAUUUUUAAGAAGAGUAGAAAGAAUGACCCAGGGAACUACGAACCUGUCAGCCUCACCUCUGUUCAGGGGAAUAUGCUGGAUCAGAUCCUCCUGGUAGCUGUGCUAAGGUACAUGGAAGAGAGCGAGGUGAUAUGAGAUAACCAGCACCUCUCCUACGAGGAGAGGGUGAGAAAGCUGGGGCAGCCCAAAGAGAAGGCUCCUAGGUGACCUGAGAGCAGCCUUUCAGCAUCUAAAAGGGGGCCGGCCUCGUAAGAAAGAAGACAACAGAUUCUUUAUCAUUGUUUGCUGUAACAGAACAAGGGGAAGUGGUUUCAAAUUGAAAGAAGGGAGAUUUGGACUGUAUACAAGGAAGAAGUUUUUUACAAUAAAAAAAAGGGUCGUGAGGCAUUGGCAGAGAGAUUUCAGAUGAAGCUGAACAGGGCUCCAAGCAACCUGAUCCAGCUGUAGAUAUCCCUGUUCGUUACAGGGGAGUUAGACCAGAUGACCUUUAAGGGACCCUUCCAAUUCAAAUGAGUCUGUGAUUCUAUGUCUUGGGAACAGUUCUCCAUUUACACACCUAAUGCCACGUGCCCACAAACAUGAGCACCGCUUAUCAUUACCCAGGUCUCUGUCUGCACACU